Doryrhamphus excisus (bluestripe pipefish) is the source of this 3748-nucleotide messenger RNA. NCBI's taxonomy places the organism in Eukaryota, Metazoa, Chordata, Actinopteri, Syngnathiformes, Syngnathidae. The record is from RefSeq and is a predicted model, not a curated record.
GCUGGCGGGGACCUCAUCCGGGGAACAUCUGUUCGCCUCAACCCGGGCUCUACAUACUAACCGCGGCUCUCUGCGGUGUCCGAGCCGGUGUCUUGGUGCUCUGCUGCGAGGACACAGCAAGCCUCCAGAAGAAGACGAGGCGCUCUGCAUGCAUGAGUUCUGCACCGUGCGGGCGGAAAAAGCGCCCCAGAUCCGCAGGCAGCGUCUUGCCUAUCACUAAAGGGACACUGGCGGAUUCGGAGCACCGGGAGAGCACCGUGGACGGCAGCAGGAUGACUGUGCAGGAAUUCAACACCCUGGUGGCGCUGUACCGCGAACAGGUCAUUUCUGUCGGUGAGAUGUCAGCCGACUGUCCCUCACUGCGGGCUCAGAUGCACUACACCCGGGCUAAAGGAUGCUCCAUGGCCCGCGCUGCGCACCAAAACCUCGCCCUCAUUGCUGUCUCUGGUCCAGAGGACGGAGAAAUCCACCCUGAGAUCUGUCGGCUCUUCAUCCAGCUGCAGUGUUGCCUGGAAAUGUUCAUCACUGAGAUGCUGAAGUCAAUGUGCCUGCUGGGGGUGCUGCAGCUUCACAGAAAAAGAACCGACUCUGAGCCGAGGAUGGACUUCAGGGUGGAUGAAAGUUCCGAUGCUCCCAUCUUGGAAGAUCGUUCCUCUUCUCCUGUUGAUUACCCUCAUGAGCCGUGGCUGGUGGGAGUCCAUAUUGAAAACAUAGAGAGCCCUUUCAUUAACAGAUUCUUCUCCUUCAUAUCAGUUGGCCUGUCUUGUUUUUGUGACCGCUAUCCCUGGUCCUCAUGGUCGGCCUGCACGCGGACCUGCAACCACGGCACACAACACAGACACAGGGAGAUUAAAUAUGAUGACUACUACUGGAAGAGCAGCUGUCGUCAACUGUGUGAAAGACAUGACAGGAGGGCUUGUAAUGUGCAGGCUUGUCCCGUCAAUUGUCUGUUGACAGAAUUUGGGCCCUGGUCUGACUGCUCACCUUGUGCCAAGAAACAGUUACGGACAAGGUUUGUACAAAGCCCGUCGCAGUUUGGUGGAUCUUCUUGCAGUGUGAAGCUGACUGAGGAGAGGCCCUGUUAUGCCCCUACGGAGUGUAAGCUGGCCCCCAUUGACUGCAGGGACAACUUCAAAUGUGAUAAUGGACGUUGCCUCAACGCCACACUAACUUGCAACAAACAGAACGACUGUGGCGAUAACUCGGAUGAGAAGGACUGUGCUGACUUGAAAGUUGUGUGUCCAGCUGAGAAGAGAGUGGCUCCAGGCGCUGACCUGGUGGGAAAUGGGUUUGACGCACUAGCAAAUGAGCCGAGGGGGGCAGUUCUGGACAAUAUGUUUAUGGGCGGAACUUGCAUCAUUCGGAGACCUCAGAGUACUCUUCUCUACCAUCGGAUCCCUCACAACUUUGAGAGCUUUGACAUCAAGGUUGGCAUCCUGGGGGACUUCAGCACAGAUCCCGAGCCACUACACACUGAAACCAUUAACAUAAAGAAUUCCAUGUCCUCCACCGGCACUGAAGACGACAAACACCUCGGGAUGUUGGCCUUCCUUUUUGGAAAACAGAUGAAAACAUCUAAGUCUGUGUUUGACGCUUCAAAAAAAAUGGACUCUGUGUUUUUGCGGGUGCACCAGGUUCUCCCUGUGUCCACCUUCAAGGUGCGAGACCCAAAAGAUUUGGUCUUGUCAGAACCAUUUCUCCAGUUUCUCCACGCUCUUCCCCUCCAAUACAACUACGGCCUCUACAGGGACAUCUUUCAACGCUUUGGAACACACUACUACGCCUCAGGGACACUGGGGGGCCGCUAUGACUUGCUGUACCAAUACAGCCGAGAAGAGCUCACCAGUUCAGGUGAAACUGAGGAUCAUGUUAAAGGUUGUCUGGGCCGAGAAACAUCAUGGACUGUUGUUCUGUCCAGUCAACAGAGGGACGUACCCAUGUGCUCUGACAAUAAGAUGACUCAAAAAUAUCAAGGCUCGUACAUUCAGGCAGCGGAGAAGUCUUUCUCUGCGGUGAAAGGUGGUCGAACCAGAGAGGCUGCAGCUCUGGCCUGGGAGAAGCAAGGUCCUGCUCCUGAUAGAACCUCGUUUAAGAAUUGGGCCAAAUCUGUCCUUGACAAUCCUGCAGUCGUCGAUUACAAGCUACUACCCAUCAUAGAUCUGGUACGGGGUAUUCCCUGUGCAGCCACGAAGAGAAGACACCUGAAGAAAGCACUACUGCAGUAUUUGGAGGAGUUUGACAUAUGCAAGUGCACUCCAUGCCCUAAUAAUGCUAAAACCUUUCUCUUCGGUACUGAGUGCAAGUGUGCCUGUCAGACUGGAACGUUUGGUCCCAAUUGUGAACAAAGAGCUCCUGACUACACCUCAGAGGAAGUGGAUGGUUCCUGGAGCUGUUGGAGCCCAUGGAGUCGCUGUGGAGCCGUCAUGAAGAGAUAUCGCAGUAGGAGGUGUAUUAACCCCGCCCCCUUGAGGGGAGGCCAACCUUGCAAGGGUCCAGACACGGAUGAGGAGCCAUGUCACAUCUCCAUCUUUAAACAACAGGAAACAUGUGACAAUGAUGAUGACUUCACUGUAGGAUGGAGAGAAGAGUUGCCUCCUGGUGUGAAGGGCUGUCCCAGGCCACAGCCACCUAACAACAGCUUCCUCAGGAAAGCAAAGCAGUACUAUGACUUUGGUGAGGGUGAGGAGUUCCAGUGCUACACUGGAUUUGACCUGGAAGGUUUCCAGUUCAUCAACUGUCUUCCUGAUGGGACAUGGAGCCAACCACAAGGAAGGUGUCUCAGAAAAAUCUGCCUUCCCCCCAAUAUCCCUGACGGCAUGAUGCUGUCCCCCAACAAAGAAGAGUACAAAGUGGGUGAUUCAGUGGGUUGGAACUGUGUUGAGGCGGGCCUGUUUCCGCUGCCUCCAGGUCUUUACAGAUGUAGCACCAGUCUCACCUGGGAACCCCCAUUACCUGCAGGACUACACUGCACUGAUGAGGAACCAUUUGAACCUGACAGUCAGUGUGGUCCAGGUGAGAAACGUCAGGGAUCUCAAUGUACCUGCCUACAACGGGAGAGCUGCCUAGCUGAACCCGAGAUUCUUUGCAUUCUGAACACUGACAUCAACACCACCGUGCCGAUGUCCCUGUGUUCCUUCUACGCUGGCCGUUGCCAUGGCGAUCCCCUCUUCUUUGUCAGCGAGAGUGCUUGCGAUACCGUAGAUCCAGCUAAACUGGAGUGGGCCAGGUUCCGCGCCAAGUGGGCAUCAAAGAGUUCUGUCCAGGAGCCGUGCGACCUUGAUGUUUGUUACGAAUGGGAGACCUGCUCGUCAUCCAAGAAAUGUGAAUGUAGAGCUGCUCGGGACUGUCCACGGGUUAUGGAGCACACGUUCUGUCUAAAGCUGACUAGAAGCCAGAGCACUCGCAGCCUGCAUCUUUGCGCCAUGGCCGCCCUUAAGUGUGCUGCCUUCCAGUUUGAAAUCAUCAAUGAAGGUGUCUGUGAAUCCUGAUGGGUCCAUUCUCCUUGAACAAUAUCAGCACACAUUGUAUGAAGUUGGUAAAGGUCAACUGUAGAUGAAAUAAUAUCAUUUUCAAUAAUAUGCUUACUCAUCCAUAUCUUUGAUGACUCACAACAAAUGUACUGAUUGUGCAGAGUAAGUGCAAGUUGAAUGACUUGGCCGUUUUGUGUUAAAGUACACGGACAGAGACGUGACUAUUGAGCCAGAACAGCAUGUGUGGUGUAAAUAAACAGAAAGACAAAGAAGAACAA